Messenger RNA from Theobroma cacao (cacao), 1998 nucleotides. Lineage: Eukaryota; Viridiplantae; Streptophyta; Magnoliopsida; Malvales; Malvaceae. The record is from RefSeq and is a predicted model, not a curated record.
CCAAGACUUUCUUAGUGAAAGAAUUAACGUCUAGAGUUUUUGUCUAUCAAGUCGGUAUAGCAGGAUUGUUUACUAAUAUUUCCCUGCUUAUGUUUGCUGGUUUCCUUGUUGCUCUGCACAUGUUCUGAUCAUUCUACAUUUCUGUUUCCUCUUUUUCUUGGUUGAAGUUGUAACGAGGUCUAAGUGCUAACUCAGAGGUGGUCCUGAUUCUCAACAAGUUAUCACACUGAAAGCAGCAUGUUGUGCUACUGCCAGCUUGAGUAUGGCUUCAUUAAACGCUAGACAGCAAUACCAAGAUGUACCAAAAACGGUACCUGACCACCCUAUCAUUCACAGCAAGGUUUUACCCCUUUUCUAAGCUGUCAUGUGCUUGAUAAAAAUGCAAUCAUUCAGGGCCCCUGCAUUCUUUUCUGGGUACUCUGGUCAUAAUCAUCUACUUUGAACGCGGAGAGAGUCUUACAAGAGUUGUUAUGAUUGCCAAUACAAAAAGAAUAUUUGCUUUCAAACCAGCAUAUGGGUUUAAAAUGAAGUCUCAGCAGAUUCACUCUGGGCUUCUAUCCCCUUUGCGUGACGGUGCUGUCAUCACACGUGCCUGUGCUGGUUUCUGUUUGCUGUUGAAACUAGGAUCACAUGCGAGGUUGUUGCAUAGCGAGAGUUUGGUCCCUUAUUUAAAGAGCCAAUUCUUCCUGCUUGGAAAUGCCAAUAAAUGUAAAUACUACAUUGAUUCUCAGUACUGCUCCUCAUCCCAAUCUUCCUCCUCUUUCUUCUCCACCAUUCGUUGUCUUUUAAGCUACCGAGAAAUGGCUAAAAUCAUUUUUGCAUCAGCAAUCUUGCUUGGACUCUGCUAUCUUGCUACCAGCGUGAAUGCCUUCUCGGCCUCUGGGUGGACUAAAGCUCAUGCCACAUUUUAUGGAGGCAGCGAUGCCUCGGGAACUAUGGGGGGAGCUUGUGGAUAUGGAAACUUGUAUGCCACUGGCUAUGGAACAAGAACUGCUGCUUUAAGUACUGCCUUGUUCAAUGAUGGAGCUUCAUGUGGACAGUGCUACAAGAUCAUGUGUGAUUAUCAAACAGACCCCAGAUGGUGCAUAAAAGGAGCAUCUGUGACCAUUACAGCUACAAACUUUUGCCCUCCCAACGUUGCUCUUCCAAACAAUGCCGGAGGCUGGUGCAACCCUCCUCUCCAGCAUUUUGAUAUGGCUCAGCCUGCCUGGGAAAAGAUCGGCAUCUACAGAGGCGGAAUUGUGCCUGUUAUCUUCCAAAGGGUUCCAUGCAAGAAGCAUGGUGGAGUAAGGUUCACCAUCAACGGUAGAGACUACUUUGAGCUUGUAUUGAUCAGCAAUGUGGGAGGAGCAGGAUCAAUCCAAUCUGUAUCCAUCAAAGGCUCUAAAACUGGGUGGAUGGCAAUGUCAAGGAACUGGGGAGCUAACUGGCAAUCCAAUGCCUAUCUCAAUGGCCAAUCUUUGUCGUUCAAGGUCACCACCACUGAUGGAGUGACUCGACUAUUCCCUGACGUUGUGCCAGCAAAUUGGGGUUUCGGCCAGAGUUUCUCUAGCAAUCUUCAAUUCUAAGUUACUAAAAGCUUUGGAGUUCAGGAUUCUGGGUUUUUAGUUCCCGGCAGAGGCGUGCUUAUAUUUUACAAAAAAAGCUGCCCGCCAUACAUUUCUUAAGAUAUACCAGAUGAGAUGGUUAAACUCACACGGCUACUUUUCUGUUCUCUGGGUGGUGGUUCAGAUGGAAGUGAAUCCUUGAACUCAAAGCCGCUACAUUACUUUUUGUGCUUUCGAUACAAGAAAUUCGGACGAUGUUUGGAAUUAUUCUAAGAUCAUAUCAAUAAGAAGCGCAAGAAAAGAAAAAACUUGCAGCUUCAGCUUAUGUAAAUUUUGUUUUCACAAAUUUAUAUGUUUGUAAUAGGAGUUGUUGCUUGAUCGUUCUACCCAUUUUUCAUUCCAAUUGAAUAAAGCAACCGACAAACCUUCUGUCAUUUACCCCAACAAGGUU